AUGGCUGCCGAGAAAGGGGAUUCUGGAGCAGAAGCAGUUGCACUUGAAAUAGGCACUUAUAUGGGCGAAUGUAUAGAAAUCAUUGAACAUUUUGGGGGUGAUGUAGUCAAAUUUCUUGGCGAUGCAGUCCUUGUUAGUUUUCAGACGAUUCAUCCCGAGGAAAAAGAUCAAGACAUGUCUGAACCUAAUACGUCCAUUGAAGAAAGAGAGAAAAGACAUAAAAACCUACUUGUCCGAAGAGCAGUCGAAUGUGGAUUACAAUUACUGGCCAGAUUGUCUCAUUACCGAGUCUAUUUAACUGCAGAAGAAAGAUCCAAACAUCGCUCAAAUGCUGAAAUGGAACGAAGAUUUAAUUCGCAUCCUGGCAUGGGCAACCAACGGUUCUUAUUGUUUGAUGGUACAGGCACAGCCAGUGAUAGUGAACGCACCUUGUCCCGAGACAGUCUUCAAAAUGUUUCUUCUAUUUUUGAUUUUGAUCAUACGUAUAAUGAAGAGUACUCAACGGCUUUUAAUGUCUGGAACUGCAUUCCUCUCUUGUUUGGCAAAGACAACAAGAAAAGAAACAGAGUUUAUGCAUCUCGACGUCGAAGUCAUACAAGUGAUACUACACGAGAAGAACCCGAUGCUAUUGAUCUUGAAUUACACAUUGGUCUCUCAUGCGGAAAUAUCACGAAUCUUGUUCUCGGUGACAUCAAACCAUCGUCAUCAAAUGUCAAGCGAAAAAGAAGUUCUCAACAAAAGAUAAAGAACAUAGAACAGGAUCCAUCGGAAUACACAGGUCGUUUAGAAUAUGCCAUUUGUGGUCCUGCUGUGGAAUCGCUUGAAGAGGCAUUGACAGCAGCCAAAGCAGGUGAAAUGAGUAUCACCCCAGAAGCGUACAAUAUCUUUCAUAAUCAAAUGAUGUGUCUUUCUUAUGAAAAACGAAACCAAUUUUAUGUUGUCAAAGGCACAGAUACCAUUACACACCACCAUACUAAAAAGCGACAUUAUACAUCUCAUCAAAAGAGCAUAUCAACGCCCAAUGCAAGUUAUUUGAUGGACAAGCCAGGUCUUAUGAAACGAGCUGCUACACUUAACAUUGAACCUCUAAUACCCAAAUCACGAGAAGACUCACUGUUGGAACUCUCGACUGAUCCUAAUCCAGAUUACUUUAAAUACAUUAACCGAAGUGCGCUUUAUCGAUUGCAGAAUAGUCCUGAGGAUAACUUUUUGCCUCAGUUUAGAGAUGCAACUAUCAUGUUUAUCAGCCUUGGCAAGUUAAAUGUAGCUACACCCAAAGGUGCUAAAAUUGCUCAACGAGCUACUGUAGCUACCAUUCAAGCCUUGUUAAAAUACGAAGGCAUCUUGCAGCAAUUUGCUGUCGAUGAUAAAGGCGCUACGUUAUUAGCUGUGUUUGGUCUUCCGCCUUUAUCGCAUGAACGAGAAGCUGUAUUUGCAGCCAAAGCAGCUAUUGAAUUACGAGACAGUUUUGCUGAAUUCCUCGAUGAUUUUGCCAUUUCUUUAUCCACAGGUAUCAUAUUUAAUGCUGUCUUGCCUCAAGGUAAUCCUUAUCGUCGAGACCCAGGCAUUGCAGGUGACACAAUCAUUCUGGCUGUCCGUAUGCUCAAGUUUUCAUUUGCUCAAAAGAACAUUGUAUGCGACUUUGCAACCAAACAACAGAUUGGAAGAACAUGCGACUUUGAAGAAUAUGGUGAGAAUUUCGUCAAGGGUAAAGUUAAGCCUGUAACUAUCUAUGGCAUCUUGCGAUUUGCCACUGUCAAGACAAAGCGUAUCUCUACACAAAGUCAAGAGAAGAAUUCUGAUUUUAUUGGAUAUAAAGCAGAGAUGGCUGCAGCUACCGAGUUUGUGGAUGAUUGGAUGGAGGCUUCGAAUCAUCAUUUGUUGGUCAUCUCCGGUCCUUCAGGUGUAGGCAAAAGUUUCUUUUGUCAUGCAUUGAGCAGAAUGAUUAUUUCGCAUGAUACAACAUGUUGCUGGUCUUCUUCAACAGAAGUUGAAAAGAGUUCAAAAUACUACCUUGUCAAAAACAUCUUGUUAGCCUUGUUUGAAAUCAUUGAUUCAGAUCAAGUGCCUCAAAAUACACGACGACGUGUGCCUCACCUUAGUGGUUCAGGUGGAUUUUACUUGGCAGAUUCAGUCCAAUCCCAACAAUCAAACGAUAUCAUGUCCGCCAAUUCCUCUUCUUCGUCUGUGGUACCUUCGCCUACGACAACCAAAGACAAUCAUAGCAAUAACCACCCUCUCUCGCUUGAACAAGUACAGCGUCUUCGUUCUUAUUCUACCAUCUCACGCUUUUCUUCUCGAGAACCUCGAGAACGCCUUGAAGGAUCCAAUGAGUUGGAAGAACUGAUCACUCGAUGUCUUCGUAUUUGCGGUGAAGAAGAUGGGUUUCUGCCAUUAUUUAAAGUAGUUUUUUCUGCCUUAUCUGAUCUAGAAGACAAUCGGUAUACACGCCGAUUGGAUGGCCGAGGCAGAGAUAUUUUACUGACAGGUCUUAUCAGUCGAAUGACACGCUAUGUAUCUGAACAAGUAGGUCUUGUCUUUAUUCUUGACGAUGUCCAAUGGGCUGAUUCAGCAUCUAUUCGUUUAUUACAACAUAUUCAUGAACAUUGUCAACGUGUGUUGCUUGUGUUGGCUACACGCCCUGUUAAGGACUACAAUGUUACUUUUAUCAAUGAUUUUAGAGAAACAGGUUGUUCAGAAGAAAUCCAAUUGAACGGAUUAGGUGCUAAAGAAAUUGGCGAAAUCAUUCUCCAGACAUUUCAAACUGCAGGUGUAACCAAUGUCAGUCCUGAAAUUGUACGUGUCAUUCAAAAGCGUACAGGUGGUAACCCGCUUUAUGUGAAAAACAUGGCCAUUGUAUUAAAAGACUUUAACCAUGUCACUUUGGUCGAGAAUACCUUGGUGCCUACAAGCAAUCGAUUUGAUCUUGAAGACCUAUUGGGCAAUUUUGAUUACAAGCGUAUUAUCAAGAUGCAGUUUGAUCGAUUGGAAGGUACCUUUCAAGAGUUCCUGACAGUCGCUAGUUGUCUAGACCAGUACUUUACUAUUCAAGAAGUUCAAGCAGUGAUCAAAGAAAACAACACUGACUUCAAGUAUGCAGAUGAUGACACUGUGCGUCAAAAAAUUGAAUUGUACGAUGUUUAUCAUUUUAUUCAAAAAGCAGACGAUAGUUUGGUGGGCAAUGAAGUCUAUACAUUUGCACACAUUACCAUUCCUCAAAGUAUCUAUGAUAUGGCAUCUUAUGAAACCCGUAUCGUACUCCACCGUUUACUAGCCAAGUAUUAUGAAAGCCAGCUCACUCGAGAAAACUACAUGGAAUUGCUGAGUAAAGUAACUCGCCAUUACUUGCAAACAGACUGGCUCGACAAACAACUGUAUUAUUUGGAAGCAUUGGCUGAUGUUAACAUGAAAGCGUUUCUUUUGCCAGAAGCCACGCAUAACCUUGAACGCAUUGUCAAAAUAUUAGACAGUAAUCAAGACUUGGCUGCUCAGUUUGGUCGCCUGCAUCGAAGUGAUAUCUAUCGUCGAUUAGGCAUGUGCUUUGCUAUGCGAACCAAACUCAAAGAAGGCGAAAAAUUCUUGUUUCAAGCACUGGAUUGUCUUGGUGAACCUUGGCCACAAAGUGAACCUGAAUUCCUGUUCAAGUUCUGGGUCAACCGUCUGGCCCAAUACCGCCAUCGAAAACUGCGUGUGUUUCGUAAAGUUGAUAAAGACAUCAAGAAAGAAAUCGGCAAACGUGUGGUGGAAAUCAUGGCUCAAUUGUCCAGUAUUUAUUUUUAUACGGGUAAAGGACGUGCUUUUGUAUAUACUUGUCUUGUUGGCCUGAACGCUUGUGAACGUCUAAAUGAAAUUGGACCUAAUUAUACCCUAUUUUUGGCUAGGAAUUCAUUACUAAGCUGGCUUAAUGAUGAAAAAGAGCAAUCUAUUUUUUAUAUCACUAAGGCAUUGCGUUACAUGGACCAAAAGAACGAUGCAGACACACUGACGAUUUGCUCGUUUUUAUGCUUUGCGGCAGGCAAAUUCAAGAAUGCAAGAGAUUUGUUGUAUCAGUCAAUUGAUGCUGUCAAGACGUUGGGCGUCAUUACAGACUGCCAGGGAUUUUAUCGAUCUGUAGGCUUGGUGAUUACGAUGCGUAUUUUUGAAGGCACCUUGGACCAUUCACCCGAUGAUUUGGUCUUAUUGAAGCAAAUGGCAGACACGGCUCAUAGUAAUUGUGAUUUUGAAGCGGAGGUUUGGUUAAGUGUCUAUAAUGUUGGCAAUGCUUUGAUUAUGGAUCGAUUGCGUGAUUGCGAGCCAUUUGUGACCUUGUUAGAAGCGCAUUUGAAGCAGUCUGCAGACUUUAAUCGUAUUGCUAUCCAUGGUACUUUGCUCUGUUAUUAUGCAAGAACACAUAAUUAUGAAUAUGCUCGUCGACACACACGGCACUUGGUAGCUAUUCUUCCUUUAUUGACUGUCACACCCAACAUUUUCCCUAUUUUUGGCUUAAUAUUUGCUACGAUGGGCAUGUAUUGUAUGAUUGAAGAUGAACAAGUGGACUUUGUCUCUACAGGUGAUGCCAAUAACUAUGAUCGCUUCAUUCUUGGUGUUUCCAGAAUUAAUCACGCGUUUCAACAAGUCAAGUUUUGGGAGUUUACACAACCUUGUCUUUACUUGGCAAGAGCAUUGCCUUAUAUCAGCACAGGCAGGACAGUAGAGGGCUUUAUGGUGCUUCAACAUGGUGUAUUGGAAAUGCGGUUUAUUCAAGAAAUACGUUUCUUAAAGGCAUUUUAUUGGGCUAACUUAGGCAAAUACGCAUUUACGCCAGCAGACCGUAUUGAAUGGACACAUAGGGCAAGAGUGGAUUUCGAAGAUCUCAAGAUACCUUCACAUGUGUAUUGUAAUCCUGACCCAGCCAAUUCCUAUACUCGACAUAUGCCUGCAGAUUUGACAGCUUAA
This is a messenger RNA of Gilbertella persicaria, 4935 nucleotides long. RefSeq lists its product as uncharacterized. Gene Ontology annotation, molecular function: adenylate cyclase activity; protein binding. Lineage: Eukaryota; Fungi; Mucoromycota; Mucoromycetes; Mucorales; Choanephoraceae. Gene Ontology annotation, biological process: intracellular signal transduction; cyclic nucleotide biosynthetic process. The coding region runs from base 1 to 4935 and encodes 1644 amino acids. The record is from RefSeq and is a predicted model, not a curated record. The transcript is spliced from 7 exons. Gene Ontology annotation, cellular component: cytoplasm.